Oikopleura dioica is the source of this 9162-nucleotide messenger RNA. The record is from the annotation of a GenBank genome assembly. NCBI's taxonomy places the organism in Eukaryota, Metazoa, Chordata, Appendicularia, Copelata, Oikopleuridae.
AUGAAACCAAGAGCAGAUAGAUCCUCAUCACUUCGACACAUUCCAUCAGCUUUCGACUCUAGCAACAACUCAACUCUAGACCCAAGUAACACCUCUGCAUCGCGAAUAGAAGAGCUGGAAAUUUCGAUGUCGGAGAAAAACGACAUCAUCAGUCGCCUAACCGAGCAACUUGACGCUGCCGGUCGCCAAAUCGAUCAAAUGGGCGUCAAGCUGAAUGCGGUGGCGAUGCACAACAAUAACCAUUUCAUGUCGGAAGCCAGCAAGAUUCAAGUGGAAUUUGAAAAACAGCUGGAAACGCAGCAGAAGCGACUUCAGGAGGAAGUUGAAAAGACGAAACUUUUGGAGAUGACGCUCGCUGGACAGGGAACGAGUCAGCGAGAGGUAGAUCGCCUCAGAGAAGACCUUGACGCCGAGAGCGAGAAGUUUUUCAAGGCCCAAGAAGAACUGGAUUGUGCCCGUUCGCGAAUCGAAGACCUUGCCGAACAGCUUGCCAGAAAAGAUCAACUGGUAAAAGAGAUGGAAGAGAAACAAAACACGCACGUUGAACGUCAACAUGCGCAAAUCGACCAGCUCGAGCAAGACUUCAGAAACCGGCAGCAAGAGGCCGAUGACAAGCUUCGCUUCCUUCUUGAAGAAAAGACAAAACUUGAACGUCAAGUUUCUCAACUGCAGGAAGACUUGGAAAUCAACAAGGACGAUCGAAGUCGCAUCCGAGAAGCGCUCGAGGAGGAAAACCGAUAUCUCCUUUCCGAGCGAGAUAAACAGCAGGAACUUUACAUCGCUCAAGAAAAAUCCCUCACUGAGGAGCUGAGAAAAAAGGAUGAAAGAAUCGCAGAGCUCGAGAGCGAGAAAGUCAACAAUGACAAUCAAACCUUUUCGGAUUCUGACGAUGAUGACUUUCAUACGAACAUACGCGAGCUAGACGCGAUCAAUGACAAGUUUUACGAGGUAAAUCCAGGGGUGACGGACGAGCGAGACCGCCUUCGAAAUGAACUGACCGCGACAUUCGCCAACUCCCAAGUCGCCGUAGAUGAAUAUGAAAGAAUCAAGGCCGAAAAUGCGACACUGCGGACGGAGCUUGAUCAGAGCAGAGCUACUCACGACAACUACCUCAGACUUCAAGAAAACCACAAAGAACUUCAAGAGCAUUUAGCUCAAGCUACUGCGAAUUUCGAGACCUUCCGCGAUGCUGCACUCAACGGCGAAAUUCCGAAUAAGCGAAAAAUCACGCAACUGGAAGAGGACCUCAGUCUCACUCAGAAGGCGCUUGAAGAGAGCGAAAGUCAAAAUCAAACGUACAGCGCUCGAAUAAAGCAGCUGCUCGACGAGCGAGAGCAAGAGCAGGGCCAGUUCAAGAAGUUGUACGAGUCGGCGAUUCAAGAAAGUGAAGGAAAGACAGAAGACCUUGUCAGUAAGUUGAACCAGGAGAUCGAGUCGCGCGGUGUUCUACUCGUCGAGAAUAAAAAACAGUGGGAUGAUGAGAGAGAAGAAAUGGAAGCCAAAAUUCACGAGUUGGAAAAAGACAUCGAGUAUUACUCCGACGUUAUUAAAACAGCAAAGGACGAGGCGGAGGAGUCGGCUGCAUCCGCUCAGCAAAUUGAAGCCGAGUUGCAGGAAAAGAUCGAUCAGCUGACGCGCGAGCUGAAGAGCGAGCACAACAGAGUCGACGCUCUAAGCAAGCAGAUCAUUGAGAAAGACAACGACGUGAAGGAGCUCAGCGGACGAGUAGCCACAAUGGUUUCUGUUCAAGAUCAGAUGGCGGAAAUGAGCAAAGAGUGGUCGCAAAAGCUCGAGGAAUUGAGUACCACCAAGGCGAUGCUCAUCGGAGAGCGAGAUCAGAUGAAAGAAAAGGCCAAGACAGAAAGUGAAGAAAACAAAAAGCUUUCUGACCAGAUGGAAGCUCUGCAAAAUAAGCUAGAAGAGACCGAAGCUAACGUGAUCAGUAUGGAGGAAAUCAUUGUUGAUCUGAAGAGCCGCGAUGAUCAGAGUCGCGAGAUCCUAGAUCGUCGAGAUGACGAGAUCAAACUCCUCAAGACGAGAACUGAACAUCUUGAAGAUCUGGAAGCAAAGAUUCAAGACCUUCAAACGCACAUUGAGACCCAAGAAGCCGGUUUUAAUGCGGAGCGGGAGGUCUUCAACCGCGAGAACGAGCAUGCGAAGGACGAGAUUGAAUCGUUGGUCAAAGACUACGAAAUCUUUGCGGUUCAGCUUGCCGACAAAGAUGAGAAACUCAAGAUCUUUACUGCUGUGCAGGAGCAGCUCCACGAAGUCACAGACGAGCGCGAUAGAUUGGACAAACAGCUCAAAGAGCGUGCAGAAGAGAUCGAAGGCACUAAACUUGAGCUGGCAGAGGCGAAAGAGAAAUGCCAAAAAGUGAGCGAGGAAUUCGAAAUCUUCAAGGGACAAGCCAGUUCAAAGGACGUCGAGACAAGCGAAGCUCUUGCCGUUCAGGCGGCGCAGAAAACCGCGACUGAAGUUCAGCUAAAGGAAAUGCGCGAGCAUUUAGAAGCGCAAAAGGAACUGUUGGCGCAGAAUCAAAUGGAGAGUGAAAAGCUGCGAGCGGAAAUCGAUGUGCUUAAUUCGGUAAAAACCGAGGGCGAAGAUCGAUGCAAGGAGUUGCAGGAUGAGUGCGCUGAGCUUCGUACACUGAAAAAGGAGCUUGAAGAAUUGCAGGAGACGCACGGAAUCGUUAUCGAGGAGUACAACCUUCUCGAAAAUGAGUUGAAAGAGACGAAAGAUCAAGGAGAUCAACUCAAUAAAAGAGCGGAAAGUCUCGAGGCAGCUCUUGCGAAAGCACUAGCUGGCGAGGCGUUGGCAGCUGGCAGCGUGCAUGAACUCGAAGAGAAAAUGUCGAACCUUCUUCACGAAAAACAGACUCUGGCGGACGAGCUUUCGGAAAUCAAGAAACGAGAAGAAGUUGUUACAUCUAGCCUAGUGCCUAUUGUCCGUAAGUUUUCGAGCGACGAGGCUGACUCGCUAGAAGAACAUCCCCUUGAUCUCGCAAAAGUCGAAAACUUGAAAGGAGUACUCGAUAAGCGAGAUCAAAAUCAUGUAGCCGAAGUGGAUCGACUGAUCGCGGAGCUCGAGGAGGCGAAAAUGGCGCUAGAUGCGAAAUCAGCGGAAAAUUCGGACUUCGUCCAACAGCUCGAUCGCGCUAGAAAAGACUGUGACCAAUUGGCCGCCGAGAUUGUUUCUCAACACACGCGAUUGACGGAGGAGCGGAAAGAAUUCGAAGCUGCCAACCAACUCAAAAUUGUCCAAUUCUUCAACGAGAAAAAUGCGGAGUUGGAGGAAAUGGAAGAGAUGUACAAUAAACAGUUGAACGUGAAGGUAGAAGAAUUUAACUCCAAUAUUAAAGAACUCAACGAACAGUUGGCCGAAAGCGAGAGACAGCUCGAGGAAGUCUGUGAAGCCCACCAGAAAGAGCUCAGUGCGCUGCAGCACGACAUUGCCGAAAAUAACGACGACAGGGACGUCGAGAUGGAAACCCUCACGCGGGACAUGGCUGAGCUCAUUCCCUACGCCGAGCAGCUCAAGUCCGAAAACGAUCUACUCAAAGAAAGGGUUGAAGAACUCAACAAGAAGAGUGACGAGGCCGCCCAAGAGCAUUUGGAUAUUCUGGCGCAGAUCCAAUCUGAAAAUAACAAAAAUGAACACUAUCGUCAGGAAAUCAGAGUCUUGACGGGUCAGAUUGAGCAGAAGGCCAAAGUAGAGGAUGCUCUGAAUUCUGAGAUCCACACGCUUAGAGCUUACGUCGAAAAAGUGAAGAACGAGUACGAGACGCAAUUUAAGAGCAUGAACCAAAGUAUGAUGACAAACGCGACGAACGCCACUGAGUACAUGCCGAUUCAGAUCCGUGUGCCUGUGCUUGGUCCUGAGGGUGAAGGCGACUCCAGAAACUCAAUCGGGACCGUUCAUAAUCUUGUGGAAGAGCACGCACACGAAGAUGAUGAAGUUCGUGAAGGCUCCCUUCCUGACUCCGACAUACUCGAAAUGGACUCAAAAGAGAUCGAAGUCAUUCGUCUUGAAGAUCUUGUCAAAGAGCUUCAAGGGCGUCUGGCUAAAUAUGAAAACCCCGAGCUCGACAAUUCGCAAGAGAUUGAAGACAAUCAAAACGAAUUAAGAGCGCUCGAAACGAAGAUCGAAGAACUGUCAAGAGAACGGGAGGAUCAGCUCUGUGCUAAGAAUGACCACAUCUCUGAAAUCGAAGAACUACGUGCCACCGAGAAAGAUAAAUUCAGAGCCGAAAUUUCCAAACUUCGCGAAAAGAUCAGCGAGCUUCAAACUGAGCUUGACAAGAAGGAAAUCAAUGUUCCCGAAGAAGUAGCUCGAGUUCAGGAGGAAAAUAAAUUUCUUCAAAACCAGGCUGAAGAAUUCGCAGACGAGCUUGAACGAACUAUUAAUACAGAGGAACAGCUUUCACAAGAGAACAUCGCCCUGCGUAAUCAGCUGUCCAAGGUCGAGAAAGAGCUGGACCAAAUAAAGUUGGAGACACCAGAACGCUUCGAACGCAUGAUGACUGGCUUCGGGCACGAGCGUAAAGAGUUCGACGAAGUCCAUGAAAAGAUCUUCGAAGAAAACGAGCAACUCAGAAGCGCCUUGGCGAAGAUUUACUCAAGAGUAAAAGACGCGAUCCAACUGGCGAACAAUGAUGCACUAGAAGCCUCUAUCCUCGAGCAGCAUCCGAUCGGUGACGACGAGAUGGACUUGGAAGAGGGUCUCGCCGCAACGGAACAAGUGAUCCUGCUUCUUGAUACGAUUAUCCACGAGAUCAAACAGGGUAAGGAAGCACGAGAGUCUACUGAGCAUAGCGACGGAAAUGUCGAAACUCUUGAAAAGCCUGGAUUGAAGAAUCUUUUUACUCUUGACACAACUACUGAUCCGGGUGCUAAGGAUGAGUCCUUCACUGGCUAUGGAGAGGAAGAGCCUUUGCCCCUCUCACCUAAGAAGCCUGGGUCUGAACUGGCUGAAAUGAAACGGGAGCUCUCUGGAUUACGACAGGAGAACAACAAACUUCAAGAAGAGCUUAAAGUUCUCAUCACCGAGCGACUGGAUGAUGCCAACGAUGAAGUACGACGAAUGUAUGAAACGCUGCAGCUGAACUUGCACGAAGAGCGCAAUGCGAAAGAUGAAGAAAUUCGCCGCCUUAACCACAUUGUUGAGGAGCAGAUUUCAAAGGAGGUCAGCAACGUGGAAUCCUUGCUCCAACAAAACACGGAACUACGCGAUCGUCUCCAGUUCGCAGAGCGCGAGUGUGAAACAAAAACCGAGUUUAUUACAAAACAGACGUCGGAACAAGACGCUGAGCGUGAUCACCUCGAACGCAAAGUUCAAGCGCUUCAGCUCGCACUCGAGAAAGUCAAAGACGCUCAGAAGAUCGAGCAAGCCAACACCUUGGAAGAGUCGCUUCAUAACAAUUCCUUCGCGCCCCAUGCUGCCCAAAAACUUGAGCAGCUAGAGACAGAGUUAGAACGCGAGAGAGAGCUUCAGAAUAAAAUCCAAGCCGACUACAACGAGCUAUGCGUUAAGCACCGGGAGUAUUUUCGACGAUAUAAAGAGCUGGAAAGUGCCGAGGCCGAAGCACAAAAGCGAAUAAACCAGUAUACCGCUAUUGAAUUCGAAAAAGAGCAGCUCCAGAGUGAGCUUAAACUCGCAUUCGAUCGUAUUGCUGAUCUUGAGACCUUCAUUGACAGACUUAAAUUUGGCGACUCCUCACUGAAAUCAAAAACGAUGUCGCAGAACAACUCAUCAUUUGCCUCGUCCGGCAACAACUCUAAAGCUUUCCGCGAUGAAAGUCGACUCAAUGGAUCUGGAGAUGUUUCAGCUCUUGAUUUAUCUGAUCCCAAAGAGCCAUCAGUAGAUCCGGCUGAACAUGCGAAACUGGCCGCAGACUUGGAGUCAAAGACCAUGGCGAUCACUGACCUCGAAGAGCAGAUUCUUGUUCUCAAGAAUGAUCUUGAAAAAGAGCGCCAAAAGCAAGCAUCACCUCGCGACAAGCCCAUAAAGACAGUGGGUUCUCUGCUGGAAGAUCUAUCUGAAAAGGACAAUCAGAUUUUCGAAAAAGAAGAAGAGCUGCUCGUGCUCCAAGAUGAGCUCUCACGAUCGAAGACCGAAAAUGAAAAGCUGAAAAGCGAGCUUGCGAACAUGUCUACGAAAUCGGGAAAUGUUACGAACGAAAAUGAGAUAUCUGUCGAUGAGAGUGAAUUCAAAACAUUGAAGAUCAAGUGUGAGAUGCAAGAAGAGAUUAUUGGCAAAAUGGCAAGAAAUAUUGAGCUCUUGAAAGCUACUCAGGACCAUGACGAAAGUCUAUGUGACUUUUCCCUCAAAGACGAGUUGAACAUCACUGAUGGGGAUACGAACGGCCCUCAAGGAGAUGGCCCACUAGUCGACUUUGACCAGCCUGCGAACAAAUCAUCAGACUCUAUCGAGUCUAAGGACGAAAACGAAAAGGUGGCUCUUCUUGAAGGCACAGUAGCCGAACUGCAUAACGAGCUUGAACUUGCUGAGUCGCGCGUUGCUGAGCUGCUCAAGAUGCAGGCUGGCACGAGAAAAGGUGGAAGGGACAACUCCAUUUUAUUGGAAGUUCGCGAUGAGCUCGAGGCUGUUAAUGACGAAAGAGAAUCUCUUCUUCAAAAGUGGAGGAACUUCGUAAUGACUUCGCCGCGCUCAAAAAUGAACGUGACGAUCUUCAAGAAGCGCUCAACGAGCGAAUGCGACAAUCUGAAGCAACAAAUUAAAAAUUUGAAACAGGAAAGUCAGAAGCUUCAGAACUUGGAGGAUGAACUUCACCGCGUCGAGCAAGAGAACCAUGACAUCCAAGCAUUAUUCCAGGACGCACAGGAAGAAAUCAAGUUCCUUUCCGCUGCAAAAAUGGAAAAUGCAAAGCUUCUUGCCAAGAUUGACGAUCUCGAAGCGCUGAAAGACCAAGUCGACGACCUGGAGCAAGAUAAACGCGAGCUCGAUUUCAAAAUCUCACAGGGCUCUGAUGUGAUGAACAAGCUGAGAACUGACAAGUCUCAUCUCGAGAACGAAGUUUCGAAUCUUAACAAGAAGCUCAUUGCAAAUGAGGUGCGCCAACAAGAGCAGCAACAAACUAUUAAUGAGCUGCUGAACCAAAUUCAAACGAACAGAGCUGAUGUUGAGCACAACAAAUCUCACGCGCGAGAGCAAGAGAGCAUGUUCAUCAAACAGCAAAACAGUAAGAUGGAGGAAAUCAACGAUCUCCGACAAGCUCUCACAACCGCCGAAUCCGUCAAAGAAGACCUGUCUGGCGAGAAUUUCCUUCUAAAACAACGGGUCACAGAGCUCGAAAACCAAUUAGGUCAAAUGGCGCAUGAAGCCGAGCUGAGUGCGACGGGAGAAGACCUAAUGGCUCGCUUGCAACACGAGCUUGAUCAGCAAGAUGCGCUCGACAUGCAACUUCUCGGACAUCUAACUGGAGAAAAACAGAAUCAAGAGAGUGGUCCGCAAUUGGACGGACGCAUCCAGUCUCUUCUUGACCGAAUUCACGAAGAGGGCGUUUCUAUUUUGGCACUUUCAGAAGCUCAAGCUCUCCGAGGCGAUAACGACAUUGCCCAGCAUCGCGCCGAAUCUUCGUAUCGCCGAUUGGAACUCGAACUAGAACAGGAGAAAAUUUUGAACCGCGAUCUGCAAGAAGCCGUGGAGCGUGAACAACAUCGUCUCAAGGAAGCGGAAAUGACUGCCGAUUCCGACAAGCGGCAGAUUGAGCUGCUUUCAUCCAAACUUGCACGAGCCAGCCAAGAUCAUGGCGACAAAUGCCUCGAAGUCUCCCGAUGUCUAGCGGAUAUUGAAAUGCUCAAAGAAGAGAUUGAGGCUAAAAGCCAACAACUCGAGCAUAGUCAACAGGUCGUUGAUACGCUUCGUAAAGAUUCCGAAGAAAUGCGAAACGAAUUUUCGAAAUUCGAUGCGAAAGCUCUGGCCUACGAUGAGCAAUCCCAGGACUUUGUUCGACGACUUAAAACUGUUCAAGAAGAAAAACAUCUGCUUACCACCGCUGUUACGCAAGAACGGGACGAGAACUCUAGACUCAGCGCAGAAUUGAGACAAGCUCAACUAGUGAUUGAAGACCUCAAGUCCAACAACUCCGCAGAUCAACGAAAGCUCGAGCAAUGCGUACAGCGCGCUCGCGAGUCUGAAGCGUCUGAGAAGAAACUCAAUGAUCGAAGAAAACUCAUGGCCAUGGCGAAGGUUGACGGACUGAUUAAAAAGGAACAACGACUACAGGCUCACAUUCGCUCGCUUGAGCUUCGCCUCCAAAACGCUUCUUCUGCGAAUUCUGAUCUCUCUUCCAAUGACGGAGAAUCCGACAAGCAGAAUCUUUACCAAGUCCGAUGCGGACUUGAGGCUUGCCGCCAACAGCUCGGCGCACUCGCGUCGCGUCUCAUGGUCGCUGCAGUGCGAAACGAUAACGAUGAGCUCAAGGCUUCCAAGGAAGAAAUCACAGAAGCCCAUCGAAAUUUGGCGUUUUACGCUCGUCUCAUCAACUCCUCGCGAAGCUCUAAGCGCGCCCAAGACACUGGCCUCCUCGAAGAGCGACUCCGUGACCAAUUGACGAACCUGAAACUCAACUCUGAUCGACUUCAUGAGUUGCAAGCGGAAGUAUCGUCAGACUCACAGUCUCUAUCUGAGUUCAAACUUCGCAGUGAGACACAAAGGAAGCAAAUUGAUCAGUUGACAGCUGAUAAACUCGCCCUUCAAAACAAGCUCGAUGAAAUAAAACUUACCGCUCCUGAUCAGUGGACCAACGAGAAUUCUGCUUCUGCCACUCAAUCGCUCGCCAGGAAGCAGCAAAAAACAUACGAGCGGUACGCGCGAGCAGAAUCCUCACGCAAGGCUCUCGUGUACCAGAAAAAGUACCUCCUGCUCACAAUCGGAGGCUUCCAAAACACGGAGCAGGUCACACUCGCGACCCUUUCGAAAAUUGGUGGCUUCAAGAAUCCAGCAGAGGAGAAAGCUCCACUCUCGCCAAAAAGACGAUUUAUUGCUGCCGCUAACGCUGUUAUUGCUAUCACUAGGCUGAAAUUCUUAACCCGAACCUGGGUUAAGCGUAUCACCAAAAACCGCUCUCACUCGUCGAAGGAUGCGCUUCAAAUCGCCCUGACCAAUCGAUUGAAUUACGACCAGGAACGAGGCGUCUAUUAA